AUGGAUUAUAUUCCAGAUAUCUGUCGGGUGUGCCGAUGUGAGGGCACUCCAGACAAGGCUCUGUAUCAUCCAUGUGUUUGUACUGGAAGUAUCAAAUUCAUCCACCAAGAUUGCCUUUUGCAGUGGUUGACUUACAGUCGUAAAGAAUAUUGUGAACUAUGCAAGCACAGAUUUGCAUUCACACCUAUCUACUCUCCCGAUAUGCCGAAGCGCCUACCGAUUAAAGACAUCUGUAGUGGACUGGUCACGAGUAUGGCAAGAGCCAUUAGGUAUUGGUUUCACUAUACACUUGUAGCAUUCGCUUGGUUGGGCGUAGUUCCUCUUACUGCCUGUCGAAUCUAUAGAUGUUUAUUUACUGGUAGUGUCAGUUCAUUGUUAACUUUACCAUUAGACAUGUUAUCUACAGAAAACCUAGCCUCUGACUGUUUCCAAGGCUGUUUUGUAGUGACCUGUACGCUGUGUGCAUUUAUUAGUCUAGUUUGGUUACGUGAACAGAUUUUACAUGGGGGAGGUCCUGAUUGGUUAGAACAAGAUAAUCAACAAGCCAAUCAACAGAGGGUAAAUAAAUUUGAAUAUUCAUUGAAUUCUCCAGCCAAUCAGAAUGAAGGUGGGAAUAACCCUGCAGCCAAUGAAAAUGAAGAAGAGGUUGAAGGUGAAGAAGUGGCAGAAGGCAAUGAUGGUGCUAACCAUGAGGCCAAUAAUGAUGUCAAUAAUGAUGUUAAUAAUGAUAAUAAUGGUGCACAAGAUGAUAACAAUUGGAAUCCAAUAGAGUGGGACAGAGCAGCAGAGGAGCUGACUUGGGAAAGGUUACUGGGUUUAGAUGGGUCUCUGGUAUUUUUAGAACAUGUUUUUUGGGUCGUUUCACUCAAUACAUUGUUUAUCCUAGUAUUUGCCUUUUGUCCAUAUCAUAUUGGACAUUUUACACUAGUGGGGUGUAAAGUUGAUGAUAUUGUAUCCGCUUCCCAUUUUGAAGGAUUAUUAACUACGAUAUCAGGCUAUGUUGUAAUUGGUAUAGCAUUAGUUGUAUUAUACUUACUCUGUUCUCUUGCCAAACUCAAAAAAUUCCGGCGUGUAUUAGGACUAUGUUAUGUAGUAGUAAAAGUUAUGUUAUUAGUCGUGGUAGAAGUCGGUGUCUUUCCUCUGAUUUGUGGCUGGUGGCUGGACAUCUGUUCCUUGUCUAUGUUUGAUGCCACUUUAAAAGACAGAAAGACAAGUUUUCACCUGGCUCCAGGUACCUCUAUGUUUAUUCACUGGCUAGUCGGAAUGGUGUAUGUAUUUUACUUUGCGUCGUUUAUCUUACUGCUACGAGAAGUACUUCGUCCUGGUGUUCUCUGGUUUCUACGAAAUCUCAACGACCCUGAAUUUAAUCCCAUUCAAGAGAUGAUACAUCUACCAGUUUAUCGACAUGUGAGAAGAUUUAUUGCCUCAGUGAUAAUAUUUGGAAGUACUGUAUUGUUAAUGUUAUGGUUGCCUGUAAGAGUGAUAAAGAAAGUCUUCAGUACAUUUCUGCCAUACCAUGUUAUGUUAUCGAGUGAUGCCCCAGUGAGUGAGCUGUCUCUAGAACUAUUAUUACUACAAGUGGUAUUACCAGCCCUCUUAGAACAGGGUCAUACUAGACUGUGGAUGAAAGGAAUGGUACGGGGUUGGACUGUAGCUGUAGCCUGGUUGUUGAAUCUUAGAUCUUAUCUUAUUGGUGAUGAAGAUGUUAUCCAUGGUGAUCAACCAGCCCCGCCCCAAGCCAAUAACGUCCAUGCUAAUAAUGUAGCCCCACCCCCAGCACAGCCUCAGGGUGAGGGUUUAGGUGCUGCCCAUCAGGCCAUGUUACAAGGUGGUGGACCCACAGGAUUCCAGCCAUACAAGAGACCCUCUAUAUUUGCUGCCAGGGUUAUUAUGCUAGUGAUCUUAAUGUGUGUUACUUUAUUUGCUGCUAGUCUGUUUUCACUUACACUGCCAGUAUUUAUCGGGCGUCGUUUGAUGUCAAUUUGGAUGGGAGAUGUUAAGAUACACGAGUUAUAUACUGCAGCUUGUGGAUUGUAUGUUUGUUGGUUAAGUCUGCGAAUAUCGUUAUUUCUGUAUAACUGGAUCCCACAGGGUUAUAAUGUCAUCAUAGUCAAACUUAAACAGUGGUCAUUAUUGGCCUUGAAAUCUAUUAUAAUAGCUGUAAUGUUAAUAGGAGCAGUACCGUUAUUACUAGGUUUAUUAUUUGAACUGGUUGUCGUAGCUCCAUUACGAGUACCUUUGGAUCAGUCUCCAGUCUUCUUUCCAUGGCAGGAUUGGGCUCUAGGUGUGUUACAUGCUAAAAUUAUCUGUGCAGUCACUAUGAUGGGACCACAAUGGUGGCUCAAACAAGCCAUGGAACAGGUAUAUAAUGAUGGAUUAAGGAAUUUAAAUCUAUUGUUUAUAUUAAAACAUCUGUGUUUACCUGUAGUCAGUUCUCUAGGAAUGGCGCUAUCUGUUCCUUAUAUCAUAGCUAAGUCAUUUGUACCUAUGUUCGAUGUAGAUGAGGUUACCCAGACGUUAGUAGAGAGAAGAAUUUAUCCGUAUUUAUUAAGUUGUAUAAUUAUAGUCAGUGUAUGUACAUUCCAACUACGCCAGUUUAGACGUCUUUAUAACCAUAUUAAAGAUGACAAAUAUUUGGUGGGCCAGAGAUUGGUGAACUAUGACCCCGUAUCACGAAAAUCACAAUCACAACCACAAGAGGCUGUAGUUUCUUGA
Messenger RNA from Lottia gigantea (owl limpet), 2715 nucleotides. RefSeq lists its product as hypothetical. Bases 1 to 2715 code for a protein of 904 amino acids. The record is from RefSeq and is a predicted model, not a curated record. Gene Ontology annotation, cellular component: endoplasmic reticulum membrane. NCBI's taxonomy places the organism in Eukaryota, Metazoa, Mollusca, Gastropoda, Lottiidae. Gene Ontology annotation, molecular function: zinc ion binding. The transcript has 23 exons.